ACAGUCCGCACCAAGACGAUAUGUCGCCCACUAUGAUCCUCAGCCUGGUCGCCUCUUCCAUGCUGGUGCCAUGGGCAACCAGCCAAACCAUCCCAAUAGACGCCGCACCUACAGAAUACCCUUAUGCGGUAAGGACGAGUUAUGUUAAUAUUAAAGGGGCCACAAAUGUAGCUGUGGGUUUGGCAGUCAGCCAGCGCUAUCUGCUCGCUUCUGGAUUUUCAAAAAACUCUAAUAAUGCUACCGGAGUGGAACUAACAGACCAACAAGGAGUAGUUCAUCCAGUAUUCAGUUCAACUCCUAUAGGAGUUAGCCCUUUCAUGUUCUUUAAAUCAUGCCUAAUAUUUAAUGGACCAAUGUUCUCCUUGAAGGCGGCUAGUUUUAAUAACUUAUCUGCAACCAUCAAUGAUGCUGAAGUUAUUUACUUCACUAAAGACUCGACGGUUUUGAAAAAGAUACCAGUGGUAAUCAUGAAUCAGACAGCCUGUGAAACCGAAACCGACGAAACAACCGCUCGGGAGCAACUUUGCGUUGAACCCAAUAACACUCCAGAUGUUUGCUAUAACUUCUUUAAUACCACCCUUAAGUUAGACCAACACCCUAUGGUUGGAAUCAAAGGUCAGGUGCACGGUUCGCGAUACGUUCUGGGCUGCCAAGAUAGCAGCUGGGUUAAUGUCGGAAAAUGGUAUCGCUUCGAUGCCGCCAUUAAGGACAUCACCGAUAUCAUCCCUGUGGUGGACCUCAAGGACUAGCAAUUCUGCCUAUGGAAGCUCCAAUUUUUGUUGUUGUUUGCUGUGUAUAAGGAUAGUUGGGAUUACUCUCCUUACAAAGAGUCGAAUCACAUCGAUGUGAAAGGCCUCUUCUUGCAAAUCUUUUGUCAAAUAGCUCUUUAAUUGCUCAUCAAUUUUAGGGCUGGCAACUUCUGUUGCCCUGAUUAUUUUUUGGUUUGUUUGAAAUAAAAAAUGGAAAUGCAUUUCGUCUGCAACACUAAA
Cloeon dipterum is the source of this 989-nucleotide messenger RNA. RefSeq lists its product as uncharacterized. The record is from RefSeq and is a predicted model, not a curated record. Lineage: Eukaryota; Metazoa; Arthropoda; Insecta; Ephemeroptera; Baetidae. Bases 21 to 749 code for a protein of 242 amino acids. The transcript is spliced from 6 exons.